Plasmodium reichenowi is the source of this 3826-nucleotide messenger RNA. RefSeq names its product protein MAM3, putative. Gene Ontology annotation, biological process: magnesium ion homeostasis. The record is from RefSeq and is a predicted model, not a curated record. The transcript is spliced from 4 exons. The annotation marks the transcript as partial. Lineage: Eukaryota; Apicomplexa; Aconoidasida; Haemosporida; Plasmodiidae.
AUGCAAUUAUGGUUGCUGAUUACUUGUAUUGUGGUAUGCGGUAUCCUGAGCUCUCUUUUUUCAGGACUGUCGCUGGGAAUCAUGAUGCUUGAUACUCUUCAAUUAAACUUACUUAUAUUAGUAUCCGAGAAGAAUAAAAAAGAAAUAAAUAAUGCAAAGAAUGCUAGGAAAAUAUUGCCAUUAAGAAAUAAUACGAACGAAAUAUUGGUAACAUUUAUAACAGCUAAUGUUAUGGUAAAUUCUGCCUUCAGCUUGUUAUUAAGUGAAGUCACUGACGGAUUUACUUCUUUUAUAAUAUCCACAUUAAUAAUUACAAUAUUUGGAGAAAUCAUUCCUCAGUCUAUAUGUUCUAAACAUGGAUUAGCUAUAGGUGGCUUUUUUGCACCUCUAAUCCAUGUUCUGAAGUUUCUUCUUUAUCUUUUUGCUAAGCCUACUAGUUUGUUGCUCGACCACUUCGUCGGUAAAAACGUGCUGAACACGUACGAUAAGAAACAACUAAAAGCUCUAGUAGACAUGCACAAAAGUGCUGCGAAUAUUUUACAUGAAGAUGAAGCUAAGAUUUUAGUAAGUGCUCUUGAGCUGUCCCAAUAUAAGAUUGUUCACAUUAUGACGGACAUAGAUUAUGUUUUUGGAAUUAAUUAUAACAGUGUCAUAAAUUAUGAUACAAUAAAAAGAUUAUUGAGGAGUGGUUUUUCAAGGAUUCCCGUUAUUAACAGAAAUAAAGCGGAAUGUAUUGUAGGACUUAUACAUAUAAAAGAUUUAAUAAAUAUAUGGUUCGGUAUAAAUAAAAUUAUAUUUGAUAACAAGAAUAAAUUAAUAAGAAAUCAAAAUAUAAAGAAAAAUGGAAAAAUAAUACAAUUAUUUUAUAAAAAAAUAAAUGCUAUAAACAAAAAUGAAACAGAUGAUUCUUUAAAUGAUGUACAAAGUGGUUAUUAUUAUAUGAAAAAAAAAUCAAAAAAAGUUAGAAUAGCAAAUAAACUUUUUACAUUUAAUGGUAAGAAAUUAUAUAGUCAUAAGAUUUUAAAGGAUAAACAAAAUGAUAUAUCUUCAUUAAAUAAAAAACAAAAUCAUAUUACUUUAUCAGAAGAAUAUUUAAAUGGAAAAAAAAAAGUUAUAAAUAAUUAUCAGGGUAUAUAUAGUAAUGAAAUAUAUAAUAUAAAUAAUAAAGAGAACCAUAAUAAUUAUAAUGAUAAUAUAAUACAAACAGACUCAAGAAGUAGUAAUAAUAUUUUAAAUGUUAUAAACAGUGAUAGUACGAGCUAUGAUGACGGAUCAAACAAUGAAGAUGUCAAAAUUAAUAUAGGAGGAGCUAGUUAUACAAAUAAUAGUAAUAGUAAUAAUAGUAAUAGUAAUAAUAGUUGUAGUAGUAUAAAUACCAAAAAUAAACAUACAAAAAUAAUAAAUUCAAGUUUGGUACAAAGUACAAAUGGUUAUAAUAAAAAUAUAUAUAUAUGCAAUAUAAAUAACUCAUUAGAAAAUCAUCCAUAUAAUAAACUUAUCUCUAAUCAAAAAAAUAAAGCACAAAACAACAAACAAAUCACCAAACAGAACAAAAUAAAAAACACAAUGGAUGCAUCCUUUAUCUUCAAACAUAAUUAUCAUGAUAUUGGACCAUCUGAUAUUAUUAAUCCUUCUAAAUUAAGAAAUAAAAAAAAACAAGAUAUGAAAAAGGCACCAAGAAUUAUUACGAAAAAUAAAAAAGUUAAUUUUAUAGAUUACCUAUCAGAUAAUAUGAUGGAUACGAAUGAUGAAAAUAGUACAAUAUCUUCAUGUAAUGAAUAUAUUUAUACAAAUAUUAAAAGUAAAAUAAAUUUUUAUGAUAAAAAUCGUAAUAAAAUUAAAACAAAACACCUAGCCAAGUUGUUCAAUAAGAAGAAGAAACAAAUAACCUUCAAAUUGUGGGAUGGCGACAAAAAAAAGGAAAUUGAAAAGAAUAAUAAAGAAAGCGAUCAUAUGAGUAACAACCAUAAUAUUGAUACUAUUGAUAAUGUUGAUAAUAUUGAUAAUGUUGAUAAUGUUGAUAAUGUUGAUAAUAUUGAUAAUAUUGAUAAUAUUGAUAAUAUUGAUAAUAUUGAUAAUGUUGAUAUUAUUAAUAGUAGUAGUAAUAAUAAUGAUGAACAACAUAAGGAUGUUCAGAGCGGGGAAGAAAUUAUCGGCCUCAUAGACGAUGAUAAUAUUAAUUUACACCUUAAACAUAAUAAUUCUUACCAUAAUAAUAAUAAUAAUAAUAAUUAUUAUUAUUAUAAAGAUAUGAAUAAAAACCCUGAUAUAAAAAAAACAACAAACCUUACAACAGUCAAUAAUUCAUAUAAUAAUAAAAAUGAACUUUCGUAUGAAUAUAACAAUACAAAUAAUAAACAUAAUCACAUUUUAAAUAACCAUAAACAACCGGGAAAGGAUAUGUAUAACUCAGACAACAUAAAAAGUAAUAAAACUAUAAACAUAAAGAAUAUAAAAACUUAUGAUAAAAAAGAUCCAACAAUACAAAAAACAAAAAAAAAAUGGAAAUUUUCACAAAGUAUAAUGAUAAAAGAAAAUUUGAAUAAAGAAAAAAAUAUGAAAGAAAUAUAUAAAGAUAUAAAAAAUUAUAUAAGUAUUAAUGAACAUAAAAGUAUUGAAAUUCCAUUAAAAUAUAUAUUAAAACAUAUAGGAAGAUAUAUAUAUGGAGUUGAUUAUAACGAUAGUAUAUUAUCUCUUUUAAAUUUUUUUAAAAGCGCAAGUAACCAUAUGGUUGUUGUAAGAAAAGUUAUAUAUAAUGAUAAUGAAGAUCCAAAAUAUGCGCAUAUUGGUAUCAUAACAUUAGAAGAUGUAAUCGAAAUAUUAUUACAAGAAGAAAUUUCAGAUGAAUUUGAUUUUAAGAAAAUUAAAACGGGUUCUAGUAUACCUUCUAAUUUUGUUUGGAAAAAUUCAGAUGAUUCCAAAAAAAAAAUGAGAAGUAAAAUGAGAAGAAGAAAUCAUAAGGUUGUUUUUGAUAAAGACAAUGUUAAAAUGAUAGAAGGGUUAGAUGUGCAUGCAUCCCAAAAUAAAAUGUCCCUAACAACAACAAUAAAUAAUAAUAAUAAUAAUAAUAAUGAUGGUGAUGGUGGUGGUGGUGGUGGUGGUGAUGGUAAUAGUUGUGGUGAUAAUAAAAUUCAACGCUCAAGAGAUGUUACAAAAUUAGGAAUAUCCCCUUCACAUAAAGAUGUUUUACAAAGAGCUCAAACAAUUCUCAAAUAUAAAAAAGAUAUUAUGAAUUUCUUAAAAGAAAGUAUCUAUUUUAAAUACAUAGAUCCACAACUAUUAAAUCAAUAUAUACAAAGAAAAAAAAUCAAAACGUUAUAUAAAGAUGAAAUGUUAUUAAAAGAUAAUACAUUCUUAAAUUAUGCUAUUAUCUUAAUAAAAGGAAAAGUUAAAAACUUAUCAUCAUGUAAAUCACAAAAUAUUAUACAAGAUAAAUGUUUUAUAGGACUAGAAGCUUUAGGACCUUCAAAUAUUAUCGAACUUUUUAAUCAAACAAUUGAAAAAAGAAAUUCACUUAUAAAAAAUAUUGAAGAAGAAGAAGAAAAAAAAAAAAAAAAAAGAAGAUUCACAUUCUCAAAAACACGAUUAACAUUAAAAAGCUUUAGAAAAAAAGAAACCAUCUUAAAAAAAAACAAAACCAUCACAACCAAAAAAAUACCCAAUCAAGUUACUAAAUCAAACACACAUGUUAUAAAAAAAAAUAUAAACAUCUUAUUUAGGAAGUGGUAUACCCAGCAUGUGUAUUAUAACAAAAAUGCAUAUGUAGCCGAAACCACAUGUGAAUACAUGAUGAUUCCUAAGAGUGAUUAUAUGGAUAUGAUAAUAG